GUUACGGUUUUACUCUUUGUAAUCUUGAGGCAGAUCGAUCGAGGGGAUAUCUAAUUUUUAAUAACUCGAUUUGAUUGUAUGUAGUGGUAACUAAUUCUUGUGUAUUUUGUUUUGUCCAUCAAUGGUUAUGAGAAAAAGGAUGUCUCGUUAAUUGGCUUCAACGAGACAAAUUGUUGAACCCUUCGUGUUUAAAUUUUGUUUUUUUCGUUUUGACUUUAGAAUUGAUGGGAUCUAAUUGGUAACUCUUUUCAUUGACAACAUAAAAGACGUGCUACUUCCGGAGACAUCAAUCAAGAUGAGUUCACGAUCAAAUUUUCUUUUGCUGUUAUGUAAACUUCUGCUACGUGGUAAACAUGUAAUAUCAUUUAUAACUUAUCCUGCAUUAUCUUCAGUUUUAUUACUUUAUAUAAUUAACUACUUUAGUUAUUACUCUGAUCGUUGACCGUACCCCUGAAUAUAUAAUUGUACUAAUGAACUAAAGUAUACGUAAAUGUAGACGUAUACUUUACUCAAAACAAUCUCACGCCGCCUUUUAUUGUCCCAAGAAAUCAUACCCAUUAGCAUACAAACAUAUACAUAUUCAUAAAGAUAUAUAUACAUAUAAAAGCAAUCAUUUCCCUUCAAUCUUUUUUUUUUUUUUUUUUUUGGACAAACAUUUCCCUUCAAUCUAAAGCCUUCAUGGAGAGUAAAGAAAAAUUCAUAUAUCAUGAUCAACUAAAUUAAUGUCUUUCCCUUCACAUCUUCUUCGCAUUUCUCUCAACAACAACAUACUAGAACAAUAACUCAAUCAAAAUCAAAAAAUGGGAGCAACAAGAACAUUCUAUUUUCCCUCUCUUCCACUAAUAAAAACCAUAUUAUUAAUCUCACUGCUUCCGUCUCAUCUAAAAGGUUCGACUUCCACUAGUAGUACUACUCAAGAACCUUUCAAGGAAUCUUCAAGGCUUCUCGAUCUUCUCCUAAGAGACUACAUUCUAAACUCUUUUAAGAAUCAACAUUACUCAGUCAAGACCGGCGUUGUUCGGCAUAUUCAUCUUCCCUCUAACUACUCUGGCAUAAACCUCGACGCUGUUAGGUUCCGGUGUGGGAGUUUCCGGCGAUAUGGAGCUCAACUCCAAGAAUUCCAUAUUGGUGUUGGAGCGAUUCUUGAACCGUGUGGUGAACGUCUUGUGCUCGUGAGACAAAUCUUGGGAUCAAAUUGGUCUGAUAUCUAUUACAAGAACUAUGAUCUCUCCGGUUAUAGACUUGUCUCUCCGGUUCUAGGUCUCUUAGUUUAUAAUGCAUUAAACGACAUUGUUUUGGGUAAUAAUUUCCGCAGCUCUUAUCAGAUAAGUCUUCUCCUAGACAAUGCUAAAGAUCCGUCCACCGUUGAUUUUGGAAACAUUUCUGGACCGUCGAUGGUAGUGGUAGAAAGAACAUUCUUGAAUAAGCCAAUGUGUGCAGCUUUCGGACUAGAUGGGAAAGUAACGUUUGCUGGAGAAGUGAAGCCGUAUGUCUGCGCCGUUAAAACUAACGGACAUUUUGGUUUAGUGGUGACAGAUGAUCAGGAUUCGUCCAAGUCGGCUGGUGGGGGAGAGAAGAAGAUGAAGAAGGAGAAGAUCGGACGGUGGAGAUCGGUUGUUGGAGGGCUUGUUGGAUCUGUGACGGUGGGAAUAGUGCUUUUAGGGCUUGUGAUGGCGGCAGCAGUUGUGACGGCAAAGAAGCGGGGGAGAAGGGCAAAAAGGGAAGAAAUGGAGAGAAAAGCUUGUGAAGAAGAAGCUCUGAGAGUAGUGACAAUGGUGGGGCAUUCUAGGGUUUUUGUUGCUUCUGCUACAAGGACUUUGCCUGGUUUCAUGGAACAUGAGUGUGUUCCAAAUUAAUUAAUUUACGUACGUUUGGUUUUUUUUUUUUUUUUUUCCUUUUCUUGUAAAAAAGUUUUCAUUAAAUAUAUAUUCUGUUGGGAGUAAACAUAUACGGUAUUUAGUUAGUCUUUUUUUAAUAUUCGGUAUUUAGUCAGUUAUUAUAUAUACUGUAACUCUAUAAAUCAUUCGAGAACUCAACUUCUUACGGUUUUCAAUCA
Molecule: messenger RNA, 2056 nt
Organism: Brassica rapa (field mustard)
Lineage: Eukaryota; Viridiplantae; Streptophyta; Magnoliopsida; Brassicales; Brassicaceae
Cellular component (GO): membrane
Source: RefSeq, a predicted model, not a curated record